Ostreobium quekettii is the source of this 4569-nucleotide messenger RNA. The record is from the annotation of a GenBank genome assembly. NCBI's taxonomy places the organism in Eukaryota, Viridiplantae, Chlorophyta, Ulvophyceae, Bryopsidales, Ostreobiaceae.
AUGGACCCGGACAGGGCCAAGAAGGGCCCGUCUCGAAUUCCGCAGCUCACAGGGCCGCCUAGGCAGACAACCAGGCGCAUUGAGCUGUCGCGGCCAGUUGACAAUGUUAGGCCUAAGGCCGCCACCAAACCAGCAGCUCCUGUGAGAUCGAAGCCCGCCUCCAGACUGGGGGCCACGGCUCCGAAGCAAGGAGCAUCGUUGGAAGCCAAACCCAUGGCCAGAAAGCCUGCCACCGUAAGGGCUCUGCACACAGCACCCUCUGCACCAGUUUCACGAGAGGGGUCGCUGCUGAGAAAGGCUGCUCCUGAUCGGGACGCUCUUUUGUCCAGGCAGGGGUCAGGCACCCGGCAGAGUAUGGCUGCCUCUAGCACAGUGCCAGCAAGCCGGUCCGGUACGGGCCUGGCAAAGAUGGCAGCAGCAAAACGACCAUCGUCUUCUGCCAGCAACAGAUCAACAGGCGGAGUGCCAACAAACAAGUGGAAUGCCUCAGUGGCCAGGACACCCUCAACAGGUGCCAAACUGGGCCUCAGUGGAAGGUUUGGAGCCUCCAGGGAAGCGGCCUUGUCAAAGAAAGCAGCCCCUGUCAGGGAUGCUGCAGGUGCCAGGCUGCAGCCCAAUGCAAGACCUGCAUCUGUGGGCAAGCAAGAGGCAGCCAUGAGGCAGCCUGGCGGGCUGAGGCGCCCAGUUGAGACACCGGGGGAGGGCUCAGCUGUGGCUGGUCAACCCACAGAGGGCCUCAGGAAAGUAGGACCUUUUGGUCACAGGUCUGCUCUUCAGCAGCAUGCCCCAGGCCUUCGCCGUGCGGCACAGGAAGGCAGCCACGGCGUGGGGCAGGGCAAGCUGAGCUCUGGCCUGAGAGGUAGUCUGAAGGCGCAGGAGGCAAGCCAACAAGCAGAACUUUCUGGACGACUGGAUGGCAGCGAGUCAAAAUCUGCUCCACAGCAACAGGCUGUGUCGAGGCUGAGAGGAAUGACGAGCACUAGAGUGCAGGCCACGUCGCAAGUAAGGGAGCCUUCGUUCCGCUCCACAUGGGCAGACCCUGCCAGCAGUGACAGUUUCAGGUCGAUGCUCACCUCGCCAGGCCGUUCAGCCAUCCGGUCUCCCGAUCGCUCCUCGUCUAUUUCGACUGACGAGAUCAGUGACACUCCAAACAGUGGAGAACAGCCACUUUCUGCUGCAGAACUGAUGCGAAAUAGCACCAAUCCUUUCGUCAUAGGGCCGAUUGAAGGCAGUGGUGCAGGCGGCUCGCGACCGAAAGCAGCUUAUCGGGCUGUGAAACGUGGAAAUGGGCAGGCCCUUUCUGCCCAACAUCUGGCUUCCAGAUGCAGCACAGAGCCAAGUGCCCAUCCAGACCUGGAUGCUGAAACGAGCUUCACUGGGAGUGAGCAGUCCAACGUGGCCUUCACACCAAGUUGCAGGAAUGGUGAAGAGGAAACGAGAAGGAGGGCAUAUCGCGGAAGGUCAUGUGUGUCAGUGUGCUCAGAGGGCGGGUUUUCCGAUGAGCUGGCUAUGCGACAGGACUCAAGGCUGAGUUUUGCCUUGGAGUCAGUCCCGAGCACCUAUGGGGACUCUGAUGAAGACUUACCUGCAGGUCGGCACUCUGUGAGUAAGAACAGUACACAGAGCAGUGCAACAGGCGAGCUUUCUUUGAAGGACAUGAAUGGAUCCCACAUCCGACGACCCAAGAGUGUGGAUUGUCUGAAGGGUAAUCAAGGUGCCACAGCAGGCUCGUUUCCAUCCAGGAAUGGAGGUUCAAGCCCAUUUGGAACCUCACCCCUCAAGAUGCCUUCGUUGGGUCCAGCGCAUCCUGUGCGCCUGUCCAUUGACUUGUCGCCCACAGGAGACAAUUCAGCGCCAUCGGCCCAGAGCGAAGGGGAUUCGAAGUCUGCAAGCUUGCUAAGCAUCGGUUCCGUUACCAGUCUUCCAGUGCGCACAGAUGAUGGAUUCAUGGAGCAGCUUCACAAGGAGAUCGAGGCCCUCAAGGCGGACAACUCGGCUCUGACUGCUCAGGUCAAGGACCUUGAGGCCAAGACUGGGGCAGUAGCCAAGGGGGUCGUCUCAGGCCUGAAGCAGGAUGUGGAAAACUUGCAAACAGAGAAAUCUAAACUGCUUCAGGCAAUGGAGGCGAUGAAAUUGGACAAGCAGCGCAUUCAGGCAGAGCUUGCACAGUCACAGGAGGAGGUCAAGUGCGUCCUGUCAGAAACACAAGAUGCAGAUGCAGAGGUGCAGGUGUACCUCAAGCGCUUGGAAGAGGCUCAUGGCCGAAAGGAGCUGCUGGAGAGGGACCUCCACUGGUCAGAAGGAGAGCUCAGCAAGCUGCAGGCCGAAAAUGCCAAUCUCCAGAAGAGGUUUCUGGAGCUUGAAAGUGCAGCAGAAGAAAACAAGCGGUUGUCUGAUGACAACAUGCAGCUCAAAGAGAAACUCGAGGCAGAGGCCCAAGCAAAACGAGAUGGUUUGGAUGAAUCUCACCAGGCUGUUAACAAAUUGGCCAAAGAGCUUCACCUGGUGCAGGAAACCCUCAGUUCAGUACUGGAAGAGAAGGCGUCGCUGAUAGAGCAGCUGGCUCGGUCUCCAAAGACACCUGUGGAGCAACAGUCUUCUGGUGACGAGUCACCUGACGCAUCAGCAGGCGGUGCCACUGUGCAGAAGGUCACCCAGCUCCAGGAUGCUCUGUCCCUCGCGCUCGAGGUGAACAGGUGCAUGAAGGAACGCAUGGAGAAGGUCAGUGACAGGAACAGCACCGCAACCUCACUGGACAGCGACUUUGCAGAGUCACAGGCAGAGAUGGACAAGGGGACGAUGCGCAAGGUGAAGGAGCUGCAACAGGCCCUAGACCUUGCACUGGAGGCACAGGACUUGCUGGAGAAGAGGGUUGCUGAACAUGAGGAGGUGCACCCUGGCUUAGAGCGGCUGAGCGAGGAUCUUCAGAACCUGAAGAUCGAACUCGAUGAGGAGAGAAGCAGAGCUCAGGACGAACGGGAGUCACUGCAGGCCAUGAUUCAAGAGCUGGAGAAUGAUAAUAGAAACAAGAUGAAUGACCUGCAACAGGCACGCGAGGAGCUCUCCGCGGCGGUGGACGCCAGGCGCGCAGCCGAGGCGCUGCUGCACGACGAGAGGGCCGCCAGCGAGGGCCUCAAGGACCUGCUGGAAAACCGCCCCGCCAAGAACGGCCAGGACUUCGUCGACCUGGAGUCCGCGGCGCAGAGGGGCCUUGGCGGGUCUCCGGCGCUGGGGUCCGCCCUGGACGUGGACCCGUCGGGCGGUUCGCCCCUUAGCGCCGCCAAGCUGCGCGCCCCCGCGGAGUUCGGCGACGAGGCCCAGCUGCGCCGCGCGGCCGUUGCCGCCGUGACCCGCCUCGAGGAGAUGGAGCAGGAGUUGAGCAACGCGGUGAAGGAGAAGUGCGACCUCGCGCAGCAGAUGGUGGACAUCAGCGUGGCCAGCCAGGAGCUGCAGAAGGUGGUGUUGGAGACGGCGCAGAUCACGUCGGAGAUGUCGAUCAGCAAGGAGCGCCGCGGCGGCAAGGCGCGGGGCGCCCCCCCCUUGGACGGGGCGGCCCUCGAGGCCAGCGGCGCGGAUUUCGACGUGGAUCUGUCCGGCGCGAGCGACGCCGAGGACGUGUCGAUCCCGGCCGGCCAGCUGCGCGGGAUGCGCAACGAGAUGCGGCGCGCCCUGCAGGAGAAGAUCAGCCUGGAGGCGGAAUUGGCGGAGCGGGCGCGCAAGACAGCGGGGAUCUCCGACGAGCUGAAGGGCUUGCAGGCGGAGCUGAAGGCCGCCCUGGCGAUGAAGGAGGACCUGAGCUGCCGGUUCCAGGAGCACCAGGGCGCCAAGGCGCAGCUGGGCGAGGAGAACGUGCGCCUGGUGCGGGAGCUGGAGAAGGAGAGGGCCGCCAAUGCGGCGGUGGAGGACGCCGUGGGCGGCCUGUACAGGCUGUGCAAGGAGGUCGAGUCCGCCGCAGACAUCGAGGCCGUGGGAAGGAGUAGGGACGACGAGUUUCCGGCCAGCCUGCCAGAAGCCGUGGUGCACAUCACUGGCAGGGUGAGGGAGGGGAUCUGCGCACUGGCGUCCCGUGGGCGCGCCAGCCCUCCUGAGGCGCCUGCGGGGAGGGACUGGGCUGGCAGCGAGCCCGGAACGCCCAACCUGGGCGCCAAGGUGAGGUUGGGGCCCCCCAUGGGCAGUGACUUGAUCCUCGGGGCGUCCAGGGCGGUGGACCUCCAGGUUCAGAUGCCGGAGCUGCAGGAGGUGCUGCAGGAGCAGGCGUGCAUGGCGGGGGCCGGCAGGCCGGGGUCUCAGACAGGCAGCCCGAUGGCCGCGUCCAGGGGGCCCAGGUUCGGGUACAUGCCGGGCCGGGAGCUGCAACGCGUGAUGUCAGAGGGGGGCAGCAGGUGGCGCGAGAUGGGGGCUGUGCAGGCAGUCGCACCUGCGCCCGACGGAUUGACCCAGAAGCUUAUGGGCCUGCAGUCCAGGGCGCAGGAGUUGGAGACGUCUCUCCUCGAGGUGAAGAUUGAGAACGCUGAGUUGAAAAGGGCGAUUGACCAGGUCCAUGGCAUCGCCAGAGGAAAGAGCAAGUGA